This is a messenger RNA of Dovyalis caffra, 675 nucleotides long. NCBI's taxonomy places the organism in Eukaryota, Viridiplantae, Streptophyta, Magnoliopsida, Malpighiales, Salicaceae. The record is from the annotation of a GenBank genome assembly.
AUGGAAGGACUUAAGUUUGUAGCAGUUUUUGUCCUUUUGGCGCUGGCUUCUUCACUUGCCUCUGCCUUUGACCCUAGUCCACUUCAGGACUUCUGCGUAGCCAUCAAUGAAACAGAUGGUGUGUUUGUGAAUGGGAAAUUCUGCAAAGACCCAAAGCUUGUCACUGAAAAGGAUUUCUUCUAUUCUGGACUCAACAUUCCACAAAACACUUCCAAUCCAGUUGGCUCAACUGUCACUCCUGUGAAUGUUGCUCAAAUUCCAGGACUCAACACUCUCGGCAUAUCCUUGGCUCGCAUUGAUUACGCGCCGUAUGGAGGCUUAAACCCACCCCACACCCACCCUCGUGGCACGGAGAUCCUAGUAGUUCUGGAGGGAACUCUCUAUGUUGGCUUCGUCACUUCCAACCCAGAGAAUCGCCUAUUCACAAAAGUCCUGAAUACAGGAGAUGUUUUUGUGUUCCCAAUUGGACUCAUUCACUUCCAAUUCAAUGUGGGAAAAACUAACGCAGUUGCCUUUUCCGGUUUAAGCAGCCAGAACCCUGGUGUGAUUACCAUUGCAAACGCAGUCUUUGGAUCAGAACCGCCUAUUAAUCCUGAUGUUCUCGCCAAGGCCUUCCAACUGGACAAGAAUGUCGUUAGCUAUCUUCAGAAGCAAUUCUGGUGGGACAACAAUUAG